Messenger RNA from Pteronotus mesoamericanus, 1044 nucleotides. RefSeq names its product peptidyl-tRNA hydrolase domain containing 1 (gene PTRHD1). The coding region runs from base 40 to 462 and encodes 140 amino acids. The record is from RefSeq and is a predicted model, not a curated record. Gene Ontology annotation, molecular function: peptidyl-tRNA hydrolase activity. The transcript has 2 exons. Lineage: Eukaryota; Metazoa; Chordata; Mammalia; Chiroptera; Mormoopidae.
AAAACAUGGCAGCGCUCAGGGCCCCUCCCUGAUCCCGGCAUGCACCGGGGAAUAGGCCAGGUCUUAGCUCUGGGCAGGAAGAUGGCGGCAUCUGGAUCAGAGCCGCAGAUCUUGGUACAAUACUUGGUUUUACGAAAGGAUCUAUCGCAGGCUCCGUUCUCCUGGCCAACGGGCGCAUUAGUAGCGCAGGCUUGUCACGCAGCCACAGCGGCUUUGCACAUUCACCGUGACCACCCCAACACUGUUGCUUAUCUCCGGGAGCUGGGGCGCAUGCGCAAGGUGGUUCUAGAGGCCCCCGAUGAGACCACCCUAAAGGAGCUGGCUGAGACCCUGCAACAGAAAAACAUUGACCACAUGCUGUGGCUGGAGCAGCCAGAGGACAUCGCCACUUGCAUUGCACUCCGUCCCUACCCCAAAGAAGAAGUGAACCAGUAUUUGAAGAAGUUCCGAUUGUUCAAAUGACUCAUAUCAUGAAUUGCUUUGAUACAUCUGAUAUCAGCUGGAUCCAGAAACUGUAUGCCAUCCAUCCCUAUGCAGCAUAUACUCAUGUCAGUGGCGACUCACUCUUUAAGUUAUGAGUUUCUUGAGAGUCAAACACAUGUUCACAUUAAAGUUGUGACUAAUAAGUACUUCUUCUUUUAAAAAAUUCUCACCACAUGCUUACUGAUUUUAGAGAGAGAGGCGAUGGGAGGGAGAGAGGAGAUGGAGAGAAACAUCUGCAUGAGAGAGAAACAUCGAUCGGUUGCCUAUCAUGUGUGUCCCAACCUGGGACUGAACCCUCAAACCUGUAAAGUGCGCUGACUGGGAAUCGAAUCAGCCACCUUUAGAUUCACAGGACAAUGCUCCAACCAGCUGACCCAGAUGAGGAAAGCAGGUGAGCAGCAAUAAUGUUUAUGGGCUAUUGCUCAAACAGAACAUUUGGUUAGACUCUUGUACAGGGGUCAACGAGAUGCCUUUCCAUUUUUGUUAGGAAUAGAAUUCUUCCAAUAAUCCAGUUUUAAAACUUUGCCUUUGAAUUCCUUAUUUCUUAUUCACAUCCAGUUA